Molecule: messenger RNA, 1710 nt
Organism: Penicillium vulpinum
Lineage: Eukaryota; Fungi; Ascomycota; Eurotiomycetes; Eurotiales; Aspergillaceae
Product: Zn(II)2Cys6 transcription factor domain-containing protein
Exons: 4
Coding region: 1-1710 (569 amino acids)
Biological process (GO): regulation of DNA-templated transcription
Cellular component (GO): nucleus
Molecular function (GO): zinc ion binding; DNA-binding transcription factor activity, RNA polymerase II-specific; transcription cis-regulatory region binding
Source: RefSeq, a predicted model, not a curated record
AUGCCACCGGAUCGGGGUCGUGCCUCCCGAGCAUGCGCCUCAUGCAGAAAACAAAAGACUAGAUGCUAUGAGGCCGGAAUUCCUGGACGAGCAUGCAUGAGAUGCGAUCGACUUCACCAGAGUUGCUCCCUCGUCCAAACUGUUGUCUCGGACGAGGAAUCAAUAGCCCCCGCACCGGGCACGGAUGCUCGUUUGGAACGUCUUGAAAAGACUGUGGCUACUCUGCUCGAUCGGCUUGGAGAAGGCCCAGCAAAAUCUCCAAGUCAAGAGCAAAGUAGGCCCACCACCGAGCAGACGAGCCCGGUGACUGGCGGUGCGUACAAGGAUACGGAAUCUUCCGCGGCUCCGAUUAUGGUCAUCCGCGAUCUGGCAACGGACAGCGGUAUCAAACCAAUGUCCGAUACCAAAUCCCUGGGUGCGGCAUUAGAUGACCUUAUUCCGCCCGAUCUUGCACUUGCACUAAUCACAAUUUUUCUUGAACAUUACGGUCGAUGGGUUCUGUUCAAUCCUCAGUGCGACCCAAGCGAGCUUCUCCGCCGAGUGAAAAAAUCGAGCUUGCUAUUUUGCGCUUGUUCUCUGAUCGCCGUGCGGCACACUUCUGAGGAAUUGGCUGCAAGCCUUGCUCCAAAGUUGUAUGAGUAUGCCCGCUCUCUUGUUUCUACCACUCUUCUAGUUGCCCCACAGCCUAUUGAGUUCUUCCAGGCGACUCUGAUCCUGUCUAUGUGGUCGACGACUGUCGGACAGGUGCCUUUAAGUAUUGAUAGCUGGCUUUUGAGCGGAUUCGCUCUACAGCACUCCCAUUCGAGUCCGCUGUUCACUGAUGUUACAACUCAAUCUCAUCCUCCAAAUAAAUUGGACGAGGAAACCAUGGAUAAUUGCUAUCUGUGGAAUCAUCUCUGUCUUGCUCACAUACAUUAUUGUGUUGGGACCAGCCGUCGAUCUAUGCUACAACCCUGGCAAAUUGAGCGAUGUCGCGCUAUCAUCGUUUCAGAUCAUGCGAUCAAUUUUGAAGUGCGCAUGGUAGCCGAGAUUUACCUUUACUGGACUGUAUAUGAACACCUCAUUCAGGAGUCGGUCGAUUUGCUGAAAUCGGUGGCAGCUUUGCAGACCUGGCGACGAAAAUGGGAAUUGGUUCUUGAGCAACCGAGGUCUCAGUUUCUCUCAAUGGGCUUCCAUUUCUGCCAUCUGCUUCUCUACGAGCAUGCCCUGAAAACCAAGUCUUCCCGAGCUAGAGAAUCAGUCGUAUCAGAAAUGAUUCGCCAUUCCACGGCAAUUGUGCAAUUAGCCAUGAAUACAGUAGAUGAACGCACCCGCCAUUUGACCGAUCACAUCUACCAUAUGAUCACAUUUGCGGCAAUUAUCGUCUGCCGCUUGCUAAAUGCCUACCAAGAACAGGUUGCCUCGACUCACAACGUCGAUGAGCUCGAAUUGCUUGUACGUGACUUAGUGCAGUGGCUGUACUCCAUUGGAUUGCCAUGCCAUGCAGCGCAUACUUUAGGAAAUAUCGUCGCGAAGGUGCAUCAGAAAUUACGACCGCACGUCGAGCUACCACCAGCAAAUCCGCAACCAUACGAGCUACUUGGCGAACUCAAUAAUCACUAUUUUCCAGAAUUUCUUGGAUUGGGAAUGUCAGCUGAUGGGAAUUGGGAUCUUCUGUCCAAUAUGGGCCUCUUUCCGCAGAGUCCAUCUCUUCCAGAGAGGCCUGACUGA